UAGCUAUCCAACACCGCGCUCAUUUCAAUUUCAAAAUCUCCAUAAAAAUCCUAAAUUUAGGUUUUUUUUUUAUCCAUAAUCUCCUUUUUUUCAUUAAAUUUAGAAUACCCAUUUUGUUUUUUUUUUUAAAUCAGAUUGCAUUUCCCAUUUGAUGCUUCAAAAUUUCAUUAAAAAAUCCUGUUUUUGUUUUCAAAACCCUAAAAAUGCCAAAACGACGAGUUAAAAAGAAGACAGUGAAAGAAGUUCCCCAAAUUCAAAAUCAAGACGAAGGUCAAUUGAUAGACCGAGAAGUUGAGCGCCAGUGUGCUGCAAUUAGGGCUAUGCGUGAUGUGAAGGAUGAGCAUACCUUAACCGGGUUGCGUUUGCUUCAAUCCUAUUUCAACCAGGACCAGUUACAAACUCCUGCCCUCCAGUUCUUUAAGGAGAAUCAUGUGAACUUAUCGAUCCGAAAAAGUAGCGAAAAUGGCGAAAUUGAGGUGGAUUGGAAUGAUAAAGGGGAUGAUUUGUCGAUGAGUCAAGCUCCUAAUGCAGGAAACUUACAUGCUUUGUUACGCCGGCUGUCUGUUACAUUUUCUGAGUGCUCUGCUGUUCCGUCUCUUGGCGCCUUUGACAAUGCGGAUUAUGGGAGAACGAGCAUUUUGGGUGGUAACAGCCUGCUGACGAAGGACUUUGUAUUGGAAGGUCCAUCUGACUCUUACAUGUUAGCUGACGGUCUCCAAACUCCUGGGGUUAGUAGCCAGAGAAUGUCUGUCGGGAUGACACCCAAAACUUUAAGGCUGCCUAAGCCUGGUGAGAUGCUUCUCUCUGUCCAUGGCUCACCACUCGGCGUCUUCAAGGAAGAUAACAUGGAAGCCAUACUUGAGUCAGAAGAGGGUUGACUGGUUUCAUGUUGUUCACUUAGAUUUUGAAAUUAUAUGGCACGGAAACUUAUCGAUUGCUACACGGAGAGGCUUCUGAAUCUACAAAUUUGUAUAAUUAUAGUCUAUUCUUAUAAAAAAUGCCGUUUUCCGUUUCAA
This is a messenger RNA of Mercurialis annua (annual mercury), 1016 nucleotides long. RefSeq lists its product as uncharacterized. Bases 204 to 878 code for a protein of 224 amino acids. Lineage: Eukaryota; Viridiplantae; Streptophyta; Magnoliopsida; Malpighiales; Euphorbiaceae. The record is from RefSeq and is a predicted model, not a curated record. The transcript has 6 exons.